GGCAGCAAGGAGGCUCCCGGUGCCACCGCGGCGGCCGAGCCACACGGGCGGCGGGCACGGCGGGGUCGCAUCUGCCGGCGCUGCGGGGCCGCGAACAAAGACCAGCCGCCGAGGCGCGAGAGCAAAGUCUGAAAUGGAUGUUACAUGAAUCACUUUAAAGGGCUGCGCACGACUAUGAACGUUUUGAAGCCUUUUUCUCAGUAAAGGAGAUCAGGAUGGAUGAGUCUGUCUUGUUGGACCUUCUGGAGUGCCCCGUGUGUCUAGAACGUCUGGAUGCUUCUGCGAAAGUCUUACCUUGCCAGCACACGUUUUGCAAACGCUGUUUGCUGGGAAUUGUGGGUUCCCGGAAUGAACUCAGAUGUCCUGAGUGCAGGACUCUUGUUGGCUCUGGCGUGGAGGAGCUCCCCAGUAAUAUCUUACUGGUCAGACUUCUGGAUGGCAUCAAGCAGAGGCCUUGGAAACCUGGCCCUGGUGGGGGCAGCGGGACCAACUGCACAAACGCAUUAAGGGCUCAGGGCAGCACUGUGGCUAAUUGUGGCGCAAAAGAUCUGCCAAGCUCCCAGUGUGGGCAGCAGCCUCGGGUGCAAGCCUGGAGCCCCCCAGUGAGGGGUAUACCGCAGUUACCAUGUGCCAAAGCGCUAUAUAACUACGAAGGAAAGGAGCCCGGAGACCUGAAGUUCAGCAAAGGCGACAUCAUCAUUUUGCGAAGACAAGUGGACGAGAAUUGGUACCAUGGCGAAGUCAAUGGGGUCCACGGCUUCUUCCCCACCAACUUUGUGCAGAUCAUCAAACCUUUACCUCAGCCCCCACCUCAGUGCAAAGCACUUUAUGACUUUGAGGUGAAAGACAAGGAAGCGGACAAAGACUGCCUUCCCUUUGCAAAGGAUGACGUCCUGACUGUGAUCCGCAGAGUGGAUGAGAACUGGGCUGAGGGAAUGCUGGCAGAUAAAAUAGGAAUAUUCCCAAUUUCAUAUGUGGAGUUUAACUCGGCUGCCAAGCAGCUGAUUGAGUGGGACAAGCCUCCAGCACCAGGAGUAGACACCGCAGAAUGCCCGUCAGCUACAGCGCAGAGUGGCACCGCCCCCAAACAUGCUGACACCAAGAAGAACACCAGGAAGCGACACUCCUUCACCUCCCUCACCAUGGCCAACAAGUCCUCCCAGGCAUCGCAGCACCGCCACUCCAUGGAGAUCAGUCCUCCUGUGCUCAUCAGUUCCAGCAACCCCACCGCCGCGGCCCGUAUAAGCGAACUGUCUGGACUCUCCUGCAGCGCCCCGUCUCAGGUUCAUAUUAGCACCACUGGGUUAAUCGUGACCCCACCCCCAAGCAGCCCUGUGACAACUGGCCCUUCGUUCACGUUCCCGUCAGAUGUCUCCUACCAAGCUGCCCUUGGAACUAUGAACCCUCCUCUUCCCCCACCCCCUCUCCUGGCUGCCACGGUCCUCCCAUCCACACCAUCAGGCGCCUCUGCCGCCGCCGUUGCUGCUGCUGCUGCUGCUGCUGCUGCUGGAAUGGGAGCCAGGCCUGUGGCGGGAUCCACUGACCAGAUUGCACAUUUACGGCCUCAGACUCGCCCCAGUGUGUAUGUUGCUAUAUACCCCUACGCUCCCCGGAAAGAAGACGAGCUUGAACUGAGAAAAGGGGAGAUGUUUCUGGUAUUUGAGCGUUGCCAGGAUGGCUGGUUCAAAGGGACAUCGAUGCACACCAGCAAGAUAGGUGUUUUCCCUGGCAACUAUGUGGCUCCAGUCACAAGGGCGGUGACAAAUGCCUCCCAAGCUAAAGUCCCUAUGUCUACUGCGGGUCAGGCCAGUCGGGGGGUGACUAUGGUCAGUCCUUCUACUGCAGGAGGGCCUCCCCAGAAGCUCCAAGGCAACGGUGUGGCUGGGAAUCCCAGCGUUGUCCCUACAGCUGUGGUGUCAGCAGCUCACAUCCAGACGAGUCCUCAGGCGAAGGUCCUGCUCCACAUGACGGGGCAGAUGACAGUCAACCAGGCUCGCAAUGCCGUGAGGACAGUUGCAGCACAUAACCAAGAGCGCCCCACAGCAGCAGUGACACCCAUCCAGGUCCAGAAUGCUGCCUGCCUCGGUCCUGCAUCAGUGGGGCUGCCCCAUCAUUCCCUGGCCUCUCAACCCCUGCCUCCCAUGGCAGGUCCUGCUGCCCAUGUUGCUGCUAUCGGCAUCAAUCGAACCAAUGCUUCCCUGGCCUGCGCUGCAAGCGCCUCCCUAGCCUCCCCAAACAUUACCGCUGCCGCUUUGGAGACCGAACCCAGUGGUCGGACAGUGACCAUCCUCCCUGGACUCCCCACAUCUCCCGACAGUGUUGCAGCAGCGUGCGGGAACAGUUCAGCUGUGAAACCAGACAAGGAUAGUAAGAAAGAAAAAAAGGGUCUACUGAAGCUGCUCUCUGGGGCUUCCACCAAACGCAAGCCCCGAGUCUCCCCGCCAGCGUCACCUACCUUGGAUGUGGAGCUGGGUGCAGCUGACAUGCCCCUGCAGGGAGCAGUGGGCCCCGAGUUGCCGCUAGGGGGCGGUCACGGCCGGGCGGCCUCCUGCUCCACAGAUGGAGAUGGCCCAGUGGUCUCCGGGACAGCAGCCUUAGCCCAAGACGCUUUCCAUCGCAAGGCAAGCUCCCUGGACUCCGCCGUGCCCAUCGCCCCACCACCUCGGCAGGCCUGCUCCUCCCUGGGUCCCGUCAUGAAUGAAGCCAGGCCUGUUGUUUGUGAAAGGCACAGGGUGGUGGUUUCCUAUCCUCCUCAGAGUGAGGCGGAACUUGAACUCAAAGAAGGAGAUAUUGUGUUUGUUCAUAAAAAACGCGAGGAUGGCUGGUUCAAAGGCACGUUACAAAGAAAUGGGAAGACCGGCCUUUUCCCGGGGAGCUUUGUGGAAAACAUCUGAUCUGAGGGAGACUCCACACCGAGAAAGGGUGACAUCACAUCAUGUGACUAAGAGCACAAGGCAGCGUCAUAGGAAGAGCACAUCUGUGGACUUCCAGGUCUCCAAGAGCUGAGCAGAGGAUGGACACGUGACUCCAGAGCCGGAACCUGGUUACCCCAGCGGACAGAGUGAAGGUGGCACCCGUGUGGGUUCCAUCCCUCUGGGUUCUGAUGUGUAAAGUGUGCCUUGUACUGUCUAGUGGACUAUACAGAGAAAUGUCUUUUUUUUUUUAAGAUGUAUAACUAAAAUGGACAAUUGUUUACAAGGCUUAACUAAUUUAUUUGCUUUUUUAAAACUUGAACUUUCUUGUAAUAGCAAAUUCUUUGGAUUAUGAUUUUAAAAAAAUAUUAAUUUAUGAAAUGAUGGUUAAGGAGAAGCUGGGUUCUCUCCUGUUGAGAGCAAGAGGUUCUUUUUGACAUAGAAUGCAACCCCCUUCCCUGCUCGCUGCCCUCCUCCCCCAGUUAUAUUUUGCUUCUCUUAGACAAAAAUGCCAGUUUUCCAAACAAACAACUGAAUACUGACCAUCAAGGAUCUGGGGUGGGGAGACAGUGGCUUCUGGCUAGAAGAGUCAGUGGGGCCAGCUCUCUGCUUUGUUCAGAAACCAGCCCGAAGAUCUGAUCCUCGAUUUCAUUUUGUGGGUUUUUCAUUUUCCUAGAAUGAAGUGGGUGAAGUAGGAAGGAAAAUAAAGCACAACCAUUGUCUAAAAAUAUGCAUUUGUUUGCUAACACAAGCAGCUCCAUGCGUUGGUUGGGAAGUAGGAGAAAUUGAAGUUGUAGUCGCUGUGUGUGAAUGACUUUGAAAUGUAAUUCCCGUUUUACCCUCAAGUGACUCUGCAUGCCCAAGACACAGUAAAACGUUGUGAGACGGUGGUGGUAAGAGAUGCACUCACGUUGAAGUCGAGAGCUGUCAGAAACACUGGGAAAGUUCCUGUUCAUCCCUUGUGAGUCCUCCGCCAUCUUGCAUGUGUUCCUGGAUCCCCACACUGAUGAGGACUGUGCAUGGUUUGUAUAUGUCGCUGCAGUUUCCACUCAGAACUGACCGAUACGGGAGGCUUCAACAAUAAACAGCAUUCUCUCGUCUACCCCACCGCCACUACUGACCGAGAUGUCUUGAGCGUGCUUGCUCGGUCUCGGAAGGCGUUCAUUAGCCAGCACACCAGUGGUUCGUUAAAUGCUCUUUCGUAUGUGCCCUCCCAGCGGACUGAUGUGAAGGGCGAGUGUAUCCAGGAGACCACUUGCUCCUGUGACUAUGUAGAAGCUCCGCAAGGCUUGCUGGGAGUGGCUGUGCCCACACCUUACAAUUGCUGCAGGGUCCAGCCGAGCCUAUCUUUUUAUAUCCAUCCUUUGAUGUCUGGUGGUGUCUUCUUCCAGUUUCAUCCCAGCCAUGGGUCUGGGUAGUCCUGGAAGCAGCUGGAGGAAAGACAGCCAGGUAGUGAACAAGAUUGCUCUACAGUUCUCUUCUGGGUAAGUUAAGGAAGAAAGGCAACAUACACCAGCCUUUUCCUUUUCCCUUUUUAACUGUGAGAAGAAAGUAGCUGGGAAGUAUCCACAUAAACUGAAGAAUCAAGUAAUGGCAAGAGAUUCCAUUGUCUUCAAAAGUUAUGUAAUGUGGUUGGAAGUGGAAUCAUUCCUGUUAACCAUUUUUUUUAUAUAAAAACACUGUAUAUUACGUUCCUCUGUGUUGAAUUUUUUUAAAAAAAUACUUUACUUGGAUAUUCAUGUAAUAUAUAAAGGUUUGGGGAAAUGAACUUUAGUUAGAAAAAAAGCUGACAUCAGCUUUCAUCUGUGUGAGUUGACACCAAUGUGUCAUAAUAUUCUUUAUUUUGGGAAAUUUGUGUAUUUUAUAGAAAUUUUAAAAAAGCAAAAAGACUACUACAAGUUAAGAGGAUUUUUUUUUUAAACCUGUCUUUUCUCCAUAUUUUCAGCUAUGUGAUUGACGUAUCCUUGGUAAUAGUUCCCUGGUAUAAAGUUGAUUAAAAUGUCAUCUCUUGGUAGAAAAUUAGGUGAUUUAAUGUGUGGGCUUCCUAUUGGUUGUUUUGGAGACAGUAGAUGGAUGUUGUAACCAGGGCUUGUUGCACAGUGGUGGUCAUGAUAAAAUUAUACUUUAUCAUUCCUUUUGUGUUAGUUUUGAGGACUGGAUAAAAGGUUUCAUUAUUAAAAGUUGAUGUUCAACCCUUCUA
This is a messenger RNA of Arvicola amphibius (Eurasian water vole), 5112 nucleotides long. It is a transcript of the gene Sh3rf1, whose product is annotated as SH3 domain containing ring finger 1. The record is from RefSeq and is a predicted model, not a curated record. Gene Ontology annotation, molecular function: protein binding. Lineage: Eukaryota; Metazoa; Chordata; Mammalia; Rodentia; Cricetidae. The transcript has 12 exons. The coding region runs from base 216 to 2894 and encodes 892 amino acids.